UGACUUGGUAAUACAUGAAGGCCAAUAACAAAUCAUGUAGGGAGCACUUGGACCCUCUGUCGUGAAGAUUGCACAAGAGCACAUGCGCUAGUUAAAAAGUAAUGCGCACAGAGCACAAGGACGGCAGCUCAAAAUGUCUGGGAAAGAUUUUGAAUCGCUAGAGAAACUUCUGGAAUCAUGUGUACCUGAGGCUGAACUCAGAGAAGUGCGAAGACUGCUGUUCGGAAAACAACUGAAGGACUUGAACCUUCCUCAGAGUGCAAGAGAUGCAGCGGAGGAGCAAGAUUUUGAUCUGAAGGGUUAUGUGUUCGAGGCAUCUCCAGAGCAGCUCAGACCACCCAGAACCGUCCGCGUGGGACUCAUUCAGAACAAGAUAGUCCUUCCCACUGAUGCUCCUGUACUUGAACAGAUCACAGCUCUGCACAAGCGUGUGGGGGAGAUGGUGGCGGUGGCGGCCAUGUGUGGGGUCAAUAUUGUGUGCUUCCAGGAAGCCUGGACAAUGCCUUUUGCAUUUUGCACACGAGAGAGGGAGCCCUGGACAGAGUUUGCCGAAUCGGCCGAGGAUGGGCUCACCACACGCUUUUGUAUUCAGCUGGCCAAAAAAUACAACAUGGUGGUGGUGUCUCCCAUUUUGGAGAGAGAUGAGAUCCACGGUGGAACAUUGUGGAACACUGCAGUGGUGGUGUCCAAUAAUGGCAAUGUUCUAGGCAAAUCACGGAAGAAUCACAUUCCCCGUGUUGGAGACUUUAACGAGUCAACAUAUUACAUGGAAGGGAACACGGGUCACACUGUAUUCCAGACACAGUUUGGAAAGAUUGCUGUUAACAUCUGCUACGGCCGACACCAUCCUCUCAACUGGUUAAUGUACAGCAUACAUGGGGCUGAGAUCAUCUUUAACCCUUCGGCCACAGUCGGAUUGCUCAGUGAACCAAUGUGGCCGAUUGAGGCCAGAAAUGCUGCCAUCGCAAACCACUGCUUCACCUGUGCCAUCAACCGUGUAGGAACAGAGUAUUUCAAGAAUGAGUUCACAUCUGGAGAUGGAAAGAAAGCGCACCAUGACUUUGGGCAUUUUUAUGGCUCCAGCUAUGUAGCUGCACCCGACGGCAGCAGAUCUCCAGGAUUAUCCAGAACCCGUGAUGGCCUGCUGGUGACAGAGAUGGACUUGAACCUAAAUCGCCAAGUUGCAGACAAAUGGAAUUUCAAGAUGACUGGGAGGUAUGAAAUGUAUGCGGAGGAGCUCAAAAAAGCCAUCCAGCAUGACUUCAAACCCAACAUUGUUAAGGAGUGAGCUUAUCAGAAAAACGUGUGCCAAAAGCCAUUGAGAAGAACCACACUUUUAUCAGAAAGACAUCCUUGGCACAUGCAGGAGAACCACAUAAUGUAUUAGAAUAAGUCCUUGUACCUCUACUUCAAUUUCACAAAAUAACCUUUAUAAUUUAUCAGUUCAUUUUUAUGGUCAAUAAAUGGAAGGAUGCAUUUGAAUAAAAUACAAAUCCAACU
This is a messenger RNA of Carassius auratus (goldfish), 1500 nucleotides long. RefSeq names its product beta-ureidopropionase-like. The record is from RefSeq and is a predicted model, not a curated record. Gene Ontology annotation, molecular function: beta-ureidopropionase activity. Lineage: Eukaryota; Metazoa; Chordata; Actinopteri; Cypriniformes; Cyprinidae. The transcript is spliced from 10 exons. Bases 134 to 1288 code for a protein of 384 amino acids.